Pseudonaja textilis is the source of this 1946-nucleotide messenger RNA. The record is from RefSeq and is a predicted model, not a curated record. Lineage: Eukaryota; Metazoa; Chordata; Lepidosauria; Squamata; Elapidae.
ACUUGUUCAGCCAGCACGGAUGAACGUUGAACAGAUUCUCAAAGCUCAUUCCGUCCCCUAUCGCGGAGGAGACGAUGGUCUGCUUUGACCCACUGGCUCCGACGGUGAAGGGGCGGAGCUGUUCCCGCAAGCGCCGCCGGUUUGUUCCCAGACUUUGUCAGCGGGACGGAGUGUUGCGCUACCAACCAGGCAAACGCCGCCUCUUGUUGCUCUUCUAGAAAAACUCUGGUCAACUGCGGAGAAAGCAUCAGCUUCGGAGUUUCAGCUGGGAGAGGGGGCGGCCCCCAGUCCGUGGGGUAGAUUUUUGUUUUCGCAGGGGGCUCUGCGAACGAUGCGGGACAACUGAAGAACCCGGGCUGUUUUGUCAGGAGUUGGGGAGGCCGCAACACGCCCCGACGAGUCCCAUCCUUGUGUUUGCGAAUGAACCACGUGGCAGUGACUCACGCUCCAGGACCAGAUCUUUACAGACGCUGCCGGGGGCGGCGGUUCUCUUUCUUUUCCCUCCCUUGCCCCGACCGAUCGCCGCUAGGGCUGGCCCACCAUGGUGGGAAUUCGUCGCUCCCUAUACAACCUCACGGCCGUUUGUUGCUUCCUCGCUGGAAGCCUCCUGUCUCUGCCAGGGACUGCAGUUCCCAAAAUUCCCAGUCAACUUUGGAAUUGGAUACCCAUUACAUCUGGGGAAUGCCAGGAGAUGGGAAGAAUGAAUCAUCUGCUUCAUCCAGAGCAGUUUCUCCAUUCACGCUUCCUCACACUGAGGCUAGAAGCUUCCAAGCCACUGCCACUAGUAGGGAUGACACUAUCACAAGUACCCUACAAGUCAGUGUCAGCAGCAUUGGUCAACCCGAUUAUCUGACCACUACUAUACCUGGAUAUUUGAAUACCACAGCAAGGAUACAGACUCAGACUGCAAAUAAUGCCUCUAAUAGUAGCACUGCUCCUUCUUUAUUUCUUACUCCAACUACAAACUUACCGGAAUCUAAUACGUUUGGCCUGGAUGAUGACAGAAGAUACACCAGUGCCACAUCCUUGCUGACUGCCAGCACUAAGGUCCCGGCUACAGACAUUUUGCAGUCAAAGGAGACCCAAGGAACUUCAGCUGCUUCCCAGUCAAAAUCUUCUACAUUCAUUACCACGGGGCCAGCAAAAAAUACUCUACCAGUCAUGGACCAUAAAGUUUUAACAGAAGAGAACGCUAUUGCUUCCACAUCAUCUCCAAGGACUACUAUUGGUGAACAAGUGAACACAAUAACUACAUCCAAUACUUCUCGAUCAGUAACAUUUGAGGUUGCCUCCUCUACUCUCUUACCUCACAAAAUCCUAUCAGCAGAGACAGAGCAACCAACUAAACCUGAACACAAGACAACUGCAUUUGAUGUGGGAAACAAUCAAGGUCUGCCCAGUAUACCAGUAGUCAGUCCAAUAGGAAAGGAUCCCCUGGUGAUUGCUGUUGUUGUAAUUUUUGUUGUGACAGUAGGGAUUCUGACUCUCCUGAGUUUCUUGAGGUAUCGACAACGUAGUAGUAGACUACGGUUUAGACGUCUCCAGGACUUGCCUAUGGAUGACAUGAUGGAAGACACACCUCUUUCCCUCUACAGCUACUAAACAGUUGAAAGACUUACAAACAAACAAACAAACAACCUAUUAAAAGGCUACAAAGCUUGUAAAAGAUUCCAGCUGGGGAGCAACUCUGCAAUUUUGGAGCUGCUAUACUGACCUGCAAAUAACUAUAGAGUUGCAAGUCAAAUAACUUUACUUUUAAAAAAUGCUUGUCUUUUUUUCUUAUUUUUGAGAAUCACCUUGACCAAGACCUUUUUCUCAAUACAUCUUCAUUUACUGUGACUGGAUACAUGCGAUGUUAGAGAAAAAAAAUGCAAUCUUUUCAAAUGCUGGCUUCCUAUCAAAGAUAGGCUUGUUGGAUUCUGAAAAAAAUACACUGUAUGGGGUGC